Molecule: messenger RNA, 2568 nt
Organism: Gadus chalcogrammus (walleye pollock)
Lineage: Eukaryota; Metazoa; Chordata; Actinopteri; Gadiformes; Gadidae
Gene: rad52
Product: RAD52 homolog, DNA repair protein
Exons: 12
Coding region: 233-1549 (438 amino acids)
Biological process (GO): DNA recombinase assembly; double-strand break repair via single-strand annealing; mitotic recombination
Cellular component (GO): nucleus
Source: RefSeq, a predicted model, not a curated record
GACCGAUCAUGCAACGAGACGAAAAGAUCAACCUUAUGACGGAUAUAAUUUUGUGCAAUAUUUGGGGAACAGACACAAAGAAAAAAAUGGGUCUUGGUUUAUAUAGCGAACACGCCCUGCAUCGAGCAUGGAUGGAUGUGUCAUAAGAAGAUUGGUGUAGCUGUAUUGAAGCGGCCCAAAACUAGACUGGCUUUACCCCGUCCGGCAGAGCGGGAAGUUCGGUUUGCAGCUCAUGGUUUGUGAAGACAGGAAGAACAACAUGCACCAUGAUGUUGAGGGCGAGAAGACCCCCCAGACAACGAAGUGUUUUGGACAGUACAAAUUCACAGCAGAGGAAUACCUGGCAGUACAGAAUGCAUUGCGGCAGAAGCUGGGGCCAGAGUACAUCAGUACCAGGAUGGCUGGAGGGGGCCAGAAGGUGUGUUACGUGGAGGGCCAUCGUGUGAUCAGCCUGGCUAACGAGAUGUUUGGCUACAACGGCUGGUCUCACUCCAUCUCACAGCAGAACGUUGAUUUCGUAGACCUUGUUAAUGGAAAGUUCUACGUCGGCGUCAGCGCUUUCAUCAAGGUCCAGUUAAAGGACGGGUCCUUCCAUGAGGAUGUGGGCUAUGGCGUGAGCGAGGGGCUCAAGUCGAAGGCUUUGUCGCUGGAGAAGGCCAGGAAGGAGGCCGUCACGGAUGGAAUGAAGAGAGCACUCAAAUGUUUUGGCAACGCCCUGGGUAACUGUAUCCACAAUAAGGAAUACCUGAUAGCUAUCAACAAGAUCCCCAAACAGCCCACCCCUCCUCUAGACCCCGCCCAAACCAAGCGCACAGACGGUGAGCCUAUGAUAGAGAAAGCUCGUUUGUCCAGCUUGGCCCACGACAACAACAUGACCGGAUCCUCACGAAACCCAUUGGAGCUCAGAACCGGCCACCAGAACCGUUCGGAAGGCCGGAGCCGUGCAACCGAAGUCCAAACCGUACUCUUUCCCUCCCCUAGUAUUGGUUCCAAACUACAGCCAGAUCAGCUGGACAAGAAGGAAAACAUUGAUGGUCCUCUUUUAGAGCCUUCGGAUGAUGGAGUCUCUGAAGGACAGACAGACCCAAAGCAGCUGAGAAAGCUCAAGCAGCAGCAACUCCAGCAAAAGUUCAGAAAGGAGAUGGAAGCCAGGAAACAAACACCGAAGCACGAGAAAUCUAAAUUCAAAUCUGAACAUAUCCAGACCAGCAUUGGUCAGAAACCUCCUCAAGAAGAUGACCCAGAGCUCUGGAACUUCACCCUGGAGGGGAUCGAGGAGCUGAACGGCUCCGCAGAGGGGGGCCUGAGGCCCACCCCACCCGGAAACCACCAGAUGCAGACGCGCAGUAUGACCCCUCAGAGGGAACCCAAAAGUCCUGGAAGGCCCCGAGAUGUAGAUCCCCCGCAGGGCGGUCCGACAUACUGCCACCAAGCCCCCGGGCAAGACGUCCCCCAGUAUGGAAACGGACAUCCCAAUCACCCCCAGGGCCAGGGGUUCAGCCCAUACAGACAAGGGCAAUACAUGAAAAAACGGAAACUGGACACAUGAACUAAUACAAAACAAAUGAAUGUUCCUUUUCAUUGUUUUAAAUUUUUUUACAAUUAUUUUAUAUUUAUUUGUUAAUGUGAACAAUGCAUUUCUAUUGUUAUUUCUUUUGUUGAUUGAUAUGUAUUUCUUCAUGCUUGGUGUUUCUGUAAACCAGGUAAAAUAAAACGUUGCUUAUCACGUAAGUUGCAUAGCAGUCCCUCUUCAACCAUUUCCAUUCUACAGGUGGAGGGUUUAAUUGUUUAGUGACGUCAAGGUCCAUAUUUAGUGUGACACCAACAUUGUCCUACACUAUCGAACACAGGAUUAUUGAUGCGGUGUGUAGACGAGGCUGGUUGCCUAAUAGUAUGCUGAACUGGUUUUAAAUGGCUAUGCUGCUUUUGUCGACGAGACCUUAUAAAAAAUACUUCCUGGAAGAUCUAGAACAAGGAGCUCAAUGCACAGCAGGGCUUGAGCUCAAUGGCAUAAUGCCCCGAUAGUAAUUGGUCCAUUACAAGAUUAUGAUUCCCGUGAUAAAACCAAAUUGGACACUUGACAUCAAGUCAAUCUUUGAACCCAAAAAAAAAAAGUCAGGAGCUUUACAUUUUUAUUUGUACAUUUUGUACAAUGUGAAAAACAUACACAAAUCCAGAGAACACUGAGUCACAGGAAGAUAGCAAAGAGGGGGACCGAUAUAAAGAGCACAACAGGAUGCUUCUGAACAAGUUUUGGAACAUGUAUUGAGUAUUUUCUGUAAUAUCGACAGUAGCUGUGUAACACAUUAGUAAGGUGCUGUACAGUGGUUAAGUUGUGAGUUGGUUGUCUGUAGAAUGAAACCCAAAGGAUCUAGCAUGCAAGAUUCAUACUGACCAAUAAUUUAAUAUGCUGUGCUCGCGACUGGUCAAUCGCUAAAAGAAAAUCAGUUCAGCGCUUUGUGUGUUCGUACAAAUGAGAGGAGGAAAUCAAUACAUGAGAUCGCUGUAUUCCAUUAUCAAAAAAGAUGGAGGUCAAUAACACCCCUCAAUAACAUGCAAAUGUUUUCC